Molecule: messenger RNA, 8652 nt
Organism: Synchiropus splendidus (mandarinfish)
Lineage: Eukaryota; Metazoa; Chordata; Actinopteri; Syngnathiformes; Callionymidae
Gene: tanc2b
Product: tetratricopeptide repeat, ankyrin repeat and coiled-coil containing 2b
Exons: 32
Coding region: 497-6856 (2119 amino acids)
Biological process (GO): regulation of dendritic spine morphogenesis
Cellular component (GO): dendritic spine
Molecular function (GO): protein binding
Source: RefSeq, a predicted model, not a curated record
CUUCAGUGUUAUGACUAUGAAGGGAAUUUGGAAUGAAUGGCUUUGCCAGAGUUGUUAAGAAGAUGAUGGAGAAAAACCAAUGACUCCAAUGCCGAUUCCUGUAAAGACUUUCCUUAUUUUAUUGUGAAAGGAACCGCCGGAACUCCUCUGUGCCAUCACAACAGCGCUCUUGAAUCUUGGAAGGUUCUUGUCACGGCGCUGCGUGGCACCGGGCACUUCACAGUUACACGGACGGGACCGGACCGUCCACCCACACAGCUCGGGACGAGCGGCUGCCACCUGGCCUCUGCCGCAGACACUCAUGGGUGUCGCUGCCGCGAGCAGCGUUUGUACCGGGGCUGAGCACGGCAGCUGCUGCGGCGGUCGCUGCAGUCAUUCGGAGAGUCGACGGUGCGAGGGGAUCCGGAUCGAGCGCGGGGGUCUGCAGCACAGCACCAGGAUGUGAUACAGGAGUCCAGGGAAAGAUUUUGCUGAUUGAGUGGAAACUGGUGUCACCAUGUUCAGGAACAGUUUGAAGAUGCUCCUGUCUGGAGGGAAGAAUAAUCGCAAGAGUCGGGGAAGCGAUGGAGGUGGCGAGGACUUGGUGGACCCCCGCUCUCCCAGUCUGGACCACCACCUCAGCCACAUUGGCCAUGGUGGCAGCAUAGACAGUGACUGUGUGUUUGACGGGGAUUACUCAGUGCCGCCACCACUCGCAAUCACAGAGGGAAUGCAGCACAUUCGGAUCAUGGAAGGCGUGUCGCGCUCACUGCCGUCAUCGCCACUGCUUAGUCACCAGACCAUCGGUGUCCGACUGCAGCCAGUUAAGAAGAUAACAGCUCCUCAGAGGAAAGCAAAGUUUGUGGAGAGCCCUCGUAUCCCUCACUCAGAACUCAGCUCUCCUACAUACUCCUCAAGCAAGAACCCAGAUCUCGACAGAUACUGCCCUGGGGAGUCCAGCCAGGAACUGGGCCCGCCUCCGUCCGUGGAUGAGGCUGCCAACACAUUGAUGACGCGCCUGGGUUUCCUUCUGGGAGACAAAGUGAGUGAGGGGCCAGCCGGUGCCCCCUACAGCAUGGAGGAACCCGAGGCAAGAAAGGUCCAGAACCAGAGGAUCAGUCCGUGCUCUACACUGACCAGCAGCACCGCCUCACCCACUGCUGGCAGCCCCUGCUCCACCCUCCCCACUGCCAUGCCCAGCCAGGCGGGAAACAAGGACUGCGCCUACGGUUCCGUCACCAGUCCAACAUCAACUCUAGAGAGUCGGGACAGUGGGAUUAUCGCCACCCUGACCAGCUACUCAGAGAACAUGGAUCGCAGUGCGAAACAUGGCGAGAACUCACGGGGCAACCUAAAGCUCUGGCAGUCGCAAAAAUCAGGCAUGGAUUCGUUUCUCUACCGAGUGGACGAGAACAUGACUGCCUCCACCUACAGCCUCAACAAAAUCCCUGAGAGAAACCUGGAGAGCAUGUCCUCCCACUCUGCCCACUCCAUCCCUCUAUACCUCAUGCCCCGACCCAACUCUGUGGCCGCCACCAGCUCGGCUCAUCUGGAGGAUCUGGCCUAUCUGGACGAGCAGAGACACACACCGCUACGCACCUCGCUGCGUAUGCCAAGACAGAGCACUACAUGUGGACCAGGUCGAUCAGGGCCGGACGUACGAGCUUCUGCUAACAGCGCUAAUGCCUGGCAGUCACAGUCACUCCGCUUCGCCCCCUACAGGCCCCAUGACAUUGCGCUCAAACCGCUGCUUUUUGAGGUUCCUAGCAUCACUAUGGACUCUGUCUUCACGGGGCGAGAGUGGCUCUUCCAGGAGAUUGAUGCUCACCUCAACAGUCCCAACUGCAGCAGCAACCGUGGUGUGGUUGUCGUGGGCAACAUUGGCUUUGGAAAGACUGCCAUUGUCUCCCGCCUGGUGGCGCUCAGCUGCCAUGGCACCCGGAUGAGACAGAUCGCAUCGGACAGUCCUCAGGCUUCUCCCAAGCAUGGUGAGGGUCUUCCACUCACACAGCCUCAGCCCACACAUGGUACCCUGGGAGGAGGCAGCUGUCCUGGUACUCCGGAGAUGAGGCGACGGCAGGAGGAAUCCAUGAGGAGGCUGGCUUCUCAGGUGGUCGCUUACCACUACUGCCAGGCUGACAAUGCCUACACGUGCCUGGUGCCUGAGUUUGUGCACAACAUUGCAGCUCUGCUCUGCCGCUCUCCCCACCUGGCAUCCUACAGGGAGCAGAUGCUGAGAGAGCCGCACCUGCAGAGUGUCCUAAGCCUGAGGUCCUGCGUUCAGGACCCUAUGGCUGCCUUCAGGAGGGGAGUCCUUGAGCCCCUGGAUGCACUUUAUAAAGAGAGGAAGAUCAACACGGAUGACGAUCUCAUCGUCCUUAUUGACGGUCUGAAUGAAGCUGAGUUUCACAAGCCAGACUAUGGCGACACCAUUGUGUCCUUCCUCACCAAAACCAUCAACAGGUUCCCUCCGUGGCUCAAACUGGUGGUCACGGUCAGAACCACAUUGCAGGAAAUCACCAACUCGCCGCCCUUCCGCUGCAUCUCCCUGGAUAGCUACGAGGAGAACGAUGCCAUAGAUCAGGACCUACAGAGCUACAUCCUACACCGCAUCCACAGCAGCCCAGAGAUCCAGAACAACAUCUCGCUCAAUGGGAAGAUGGACAACACUACUUUUGGGAAGCUCAGCACUCACCUUAAGGCCCUGAGCCAGGGCUCUUACCUGUACCUCAAGCUGACCUUUGACCUCAUAGAAAGGGGAUACCUGGUCCUCAAGAGCUCCAGCUACAAGGUGGUUCCGGUGAACUUGGCUGAAGUUUACCUGCUGCAGUGCAACAUGCGCUUCCCCACACAGUCUUCGUUCGAGCGGGCACUUCCUCUGCUCAAUGUGGCCGUGGCAUCUCUUCACCCCCUGACCGAUGAGCAGAUCUAUCAAGCCAUUAAUGCUGGAAACUUGCAGGGUACUUUGGAUUGGGAGGACUUCCAGCAGCGUAUGGAUAAUCUGUCUGUGUUCCUGGUGAGGAGGAGAGAUGGGACCAGGAUGUUCGUCCACCCAUCUUUCAGAGAGUGGCUGAUAUGGAGGGAGGAGGGGGAGAAGACCAAGUUCCUCUGUGAUCCCAGGAGUGGACACACGCUUCUUGCCUUUUGGUUUUCACGUCAGGAGAACAAGCUGAACCGCCAGCAGACCAUCGAGCUUGGGCAUCACAUCCUUAAAGCACAUAUCUUCAAGGGUUUGAGCAAGAAGGUGGGUGUAUCGUCGUCCAUCCUGCAGGGCCUGUGGGUCUCCUACAGCACUGAAACUCUCUCAGCGGCCCUGUCCUCUCUCAGAAACCUCUACACCCCAAACAUCAAGGUGAGUCGGCUGCUGAUGCUGGGUGGGGGCAACGUCAACUAUCGUACCGAGGUUCUGAACAACGCGCCGGUCCUGUGCGUCCACUCUCACCUGGGCUACAUGGACAUGGUUGCCCUGCUGCUGGAGUUUGGAGCUUUGGUCGAUGCUCCCUCUGAGAGCGGGAUGACACCAUUAGGUUAUGCUGCUGCUGGAGGGCACAUGGCAAUCGUGACAGCACUUUGUCGCAAGAGAGCGAAGGUUGAUCACCUGGACAGAAAUGGCCAGUGUGCCCUUGUGCAUGCUGCUUUAAGGGGACACAUGGAGGUGGUCAAGUAUCUCAUCCAGUGUGACUGGAGUCAUGGGCCUCAAGAGUCGCCUCAGUCGCAACAGCAUGGAGCGUUUACGAAGAGCCACGCCGUUCAGCAGGCACUCAUCGCUGCAGCCAGCAUGGGCUACACCGAGAUCGUCUCCUACCUGCUGGACCUGCCGGAGAAAGACGAGGAGGAAGUGGAACGCGCUCAGAUUAAUAACUUUGACUCUCUAUGGGGAGAAACUGCUCUGACAGCAGCAUCAGGUCGAGGAAAGUUGGACGUUUGUCGUCUUCUGUUGGAACAAGGCGCUGCAGUGGCCCAACCUAACAGACGAGGCAUCGUGCCAUUAUUCAGUGCUGUCCGGCAGGGUCACUGGCAGAUAGUGGAUCUUCUUCUCACGCAUGGAGCCGACGUCAACUUGCCUGACAAACAAGGUCGCACUCCCCUGAUGAUGGCAGCGUCUGAGGGUCACUUGGGUACAGUGGAGUUUUUAUUAGCCCAAGGAGCAUCGCUCUCCCUUUUGGACAAGGAAGGUCUGACUGCGCUCAGCUGGGCGUGUCUGAAGGGUCACUUACCUGUUGUCCGCUGUUUGGUGGAGAGUGGCGCUGCCACCGACCACGCCGACAAGAAUGGACGUACACCGCUGGACCUUGCCGCCUUCUAUGGCGACUCUGACGUGGUCCAAUUCCUAGUGGACCACGGUGCCAUGAUUGAGCACGUGGACUACAGUGGGAUGCGACCUCUGGACCGGGCGGUGGGCUGCAGGAACACAUCCGUGGUGGUCGCCUUGCUCAAGAAAGGAGCCAAGAUAGGAUGUCAGACACUGCCCAGUCGGCCCCGAGGUCCGGCCACAUGGGCCAUGGCCACCUCCAAACCCGACAUCAUGAUCAUCUUACUCAGCAAACUCAUCGAGGAGGGGGAUGGCUACUACAAGAAGGGGAAGGUGAAGGAGGCGGCACAGCGAUAUCAAUAUGCCCUCAAAAAGUUUCCUCGCGAAGGCUUCAACGAGGACCUCAAGACUUUCAGGGAGCUCAAAGUUUCGCUCUUCCUCAACCUUUCUCGAUGUCGUAGGAAAAUGAACGACUUCGGAAUGGCUGAGGAAUUUGCUACCAAGGCUCUGGAACUCAAACCAAAGUCAUAUGAGGCAUUUUAUGCUCGAGCUCGAGCCAAACGUAGCAGCAGACAAUUCCCUGAGGCCUUGGAGGACCUGAAUGAAGCCCUGAAGCAGUGCCCCAACAACCGCGAGAUCCAGCGGCUGCUGCAGCGGGUGGAAGAAGAAUGUAACCAGCUCGAUCAGGAUGACCCACAGCAGCAGGAACUGGAGCUGGAACCACCUCCUUCCCCGCCUCCUACACCUCCCCCAGAAGAGGAAGACUCCCUCUCCAUGCCUCUCCCUCCUCCUCCAGAGCCAAGGUUAGAGGACAUGGAGCCCGUCCAGGACUUGUUUGAGGACGAGGACUAUCUAGCGCAGGAGCUGGAGGCCAUGUCUAUGGGUUUGCCUCCACCAGAGGCUCUGAACAAUCCUCAGAGCCUGCCCAUCAUCCAGAGCCCUCCGAUGUCCCCUACGCAUGCAGAUCAGAUAUAUUUAACAGGAGUUUCCCCACUGGGCCAGUACGAAUAUCACCCUACGUCCUCCUCCAUGUCCUCUCCAACUCGAGCCACCUAUCAGACCACAUCCCCGUCCUUGUCACCUACACAUCAAAACCACUACAGACACAGCCCACCCCUCACAUCUCCCGUGCAUCAGUCAUCAUACCGCUUUAGCCCACCCCCCAUGGGCAGUGGAGGACAGGGUAUAGACCAUCAGAGUCCGCCCCCUUCCCCUUUAAGACGGGCUGCGCAGUACAGAUCCAGUCCACCACUGGAAAGUGUUUGUCUAUACAGGUCCCAGUCUGGUUCGCCUGUCCGCUUCCAGACUGAACAGCUUCCUGGCCGACCUAAAUCUCCGUUGUCCAAGAUGAGCAGCCAACGGUCCUUCCAGCUGAGCUCCCAACCCUCCCUGUCUCAACACCACCAGGCUCAAGGUCUUCGUCUUCAGCCAUCAAUAGCUCAGAUAGUUCGCACAAACCAACCGAGCAGCAUGAUGGGAAACAACAGCUACGGUGGAGCGAUGGGCCACUCGAUGGGCAGUCGUUAUCAAGGAGGUUCGGUGGACGUGGAGAGUCGCCUAGUCUACCAGCCGUCCCUGGACGGACGUUCUAUGUCCCAGGUCCAGGCCAGCCUUAGCUCUGGGGCCCUCUGUCAGCACGGCGGCCGAGGAGGGGUCAUGGAGUCCAGCUUGUUAAAGGAUGAGCUUCCCCAGCGCCCCUCCUCAGCCUACCGUGCCAGCAGCGGGGGUCCGGGGGGCAUCCGGUACAGCCAGACACCUCAAAUAAGCCGCAGCCAGUCUGCCGCAUACUAUCCAGUAUCUGAACACGUCCUGGAGCGUGCAAGCGCCAUUCCAUCUUGCCAGCUGGGCUCCCCUGAGAUUCCACACAUGAUGAGACGCCCCGUCAGUGCGAACACUACAGAGCUGAAGCAGCAUGUGACCGCCCCAAGACCCCUCAUCCACUCUCAGAGUGUGAGCCUCCGUUUCUCCCCGUCUACCAACAACAUCUCCACUGGGUCUGGUUCAAAUUUAGGACCAGGAUUCCGGCCUUCCUCCAUCCAGCAGAUGGAGAUUCCUUUGCAGGCCACAUAUGAGCGUGCUUGCGAAGAUCUCUCACCCAUCUCCCCAUCGCAAAGUGGUGGGGGCUUGUACCAAGGUGAGGCCACCCGCUCCCGGAACACACCCUUUAUGGGAAUUAUUGACAAGACAGCCCGGACUCAGCAGUACCUGCAUCAGCCCUCUCGGUCUAGAGGCAUGACAUCCAUGGACUCCGCUGUGAGUCCCACUUCGCCCGGCCAGCUUGUGCAACAGGGUUCCACUUACAGCCCCCCAAACUCUCUAGGAAACAUUGCCUACUACAAUAAAACCAACAAUGCCCAAAAUGGACACCUACUAGAGGAAGACUACUAUUCCCAAACUCAGCCUUCCUCCCUGGGGAAGCUGGCAAAUGGCUCUCGAGGCAGUGGUGAUAUUCUAGAGCGAGUCAGCCAAGUGCCCACCUACCCGGAUGUCAAAGUGGCCCGGACUCUGCCAGUGGCACAGGCCUACCAGGACAACAUGUACCGACAGCUCUCCCGUGACAGCAGGGCCCAAGGCCCACCCUCCCCCAUCAAACCAAAGAGACCAUUUGUAGAGUCAAAUGUGUGAUGGCAAGUCUUAGUUGCUUGACUGGACUUGUUGUGUCAGGGGUCGCAGGGCGGAUUUGUGUGUAUGUGUGUACAAACUGAACCUGAGGAACUUGUGAAAUUCACACACAGAAUUUUGGAAGUGGAAAAAAAACUCAAUUUUAUGUCCCAUUCUGCACACAGCUCCAAUCUGGUGGUUCAUCAUAGUCAAACGAACUUCCAAAAAGUGGCACAAAUUCCCACAAGUGGGACUGAAGAGACUCUGGACUCUGGAAUCUUCUUACUUUCAAAUGUGCUUUUUAAACAAGUGGGUGGCUAGUUGGCGCUGUUCUAUGUAACAACAAUACUCUAUGUUCAAUACUGUACAUUGCUCUUGAAACUUAGAGGCUCUGAUCUGAGAGGGAAACAAUAUUUAUAAUUAAGUUAUGCAUUGUACAUAGAAAUAAACAACACAUAGUUGAUUAAACUGCCUUUGUUCCGGUGCUGGUCAAAAAGUGGAUCUGACUGAUGGUCAUGGUGAGGACAGAAGUUCACUAGCCAACUUUGACUGAUGUUUGUGUUACAUUUAUGAGUAGCCCAAAGCAAGAUCAACAUGAGCCAUAAAAGAGGUACAUUGGCCUAAAAAGCUACCAUAGGUGUCCAGCACAAACAGCUAGAUGCUAGAUGCUAAGGCCAGGUUGAAGGUUGGUUGCUAGAAUGGUGAAGGUAUCCAACUACACAGACAGUAGAUUACACACUCACAAUGAAAAAUAAAUGUCAUGUCCAAUCUGGGCAAUGUUUGGUUUUAAAUUCCAAAUGAUCCUAUUGUUUUACCUGCUGCAGGUAUAUAAAUGCCACAGCAACCACGUGGUCAAACCAGCCGAGACUGAACUCGUGGGGCCUUCUUUGCAAAGUGCCACUUACCUUACUGGACGCAUCUGCGAUUUCCUCUCGACAAGGUCAAACUGUGUUCUGCUGUCUUCAUCCACCACCAGCCUUUUUGCCAUAAGCAGUCAUAGCAAGCACAAGGGUCCACUGCUUUAGCUCCAUCGCUCUUCUACGCCACUUCUGCACUAGAAACGCCUGUUAGGGUCUAAACUGAGGUGCACUUUACUUUACGGUUGUCGGCAGUUAUGAUUUACUGAAUCCUUAAUGAACAUUAUGAGCAAUCGACGUCUGUGAGCCGAUAACAAUGUAUAGACUUUCUAGCACAAGUUGUACAUAGACGCUGUUUUUCGGCUUCGGGUCAGUUUCGGUAAAACAUGCGUACUUACUGGUUCUGUGCACAUCUACUGCAACACAAUAAGAAAACGCUGAGUAAGCGUUACAAUCAGUGAUUCGUAUACGAUACGUGCGAUCGGUGUGUAGCGCGUGCGUCCUGCUGCCACCAGGGGGAUAUAGUUUCCAGACAUGAAGGUAUAAACUGUAAAAUAACACAAAAGCUAUCGACCGUGUAAAGGUGUUUGUGUAUAUUAGGUUGCUGUAAAUAAUCUGAUGCAUGUUCUAUUUAAGUUCUGCAAAAAUGUGUAUAGCUCCGUCCUGACUGUGUGUUUGUGUACGUGGGUGUGUGUGCGCGCGAGAUACAAGACUACCCUCAUCAUUUCCACCUGUCAAAGGUUUUAUUUUAUUUUUCCUGUAUUUGCUUGCUGAGCAGAGUUCUCUUGUCUGUAAAUGUGAGCUUUCAGUUCGCUGUGACUACGGAAAAAGAAACAUUUAAUUAAAAAUAAUAACAAGAAAAAAAGAAUGUGUUUUUAAUCUCAUGAUAACUGAUUGUAAUCUGUACAGUCAAAUGUAUGUACUGGACACAGAAGAACAUAUUUAUAAAUGGUUACAAACUGA